UCGGCACCCUCAGGGGGCGAUCCUGUGAUGGUGCCGCUGGGGUCGCAGGUUUUACUGUCUGAUUUCUCUCAGAUCUCUUAGUUCUGUGUGAGGCACAUCCUAGAAAGAUCAUCUUCCUUGUUAGUCCUUAGGAGGGAAAUGACCCGCUAUAACACUGUACAUCACUGGUAGUUAUUUGAGUGCACAGUGCAGCAUUUCCGUUUCCCAACAGUAAAGAAUGGUUGGGGAUGAAAGCCCAGAAAAAUAACUGUUGUCUGUGAUUGGACAUUAGGGUUCUGAGAUUUAGAGGUUGUGACUGCCAAAUUCCUUGAUGUAAGAACAGGAUGAAAACAAUAAAGGAGAAGAAUGCUUGAAAUCAGAAAUGGCUUACUUAAGCAUUUUAUUACCUGUUAUAUUCCUGACACCAUGAGUGCUGCUUUAGGCAUGGUAGGAGCUCAGUAAAUACUUUUGAGGAACUUACUUGGGAGUGGGUAAAGAAAAACCAAACCUCUCAUACACGGUACCAUAAUGCAAAGAGUGGAACGGGCAGACAGACAUACUCAGUCACAAUAAAAUAGCAGCUAACAAAUUUUACCUCCAACUGUACUGAUGCUCAAACUUUCUUGCAUUUAGUCUUGUCAAAGCCUCAGGUAAAAGUUUUCCCUGUAGUCUCGCUUAAUCAACAGUGGCUAGCUAUGAAUGGAAAGUCCAAGAAUCUGGAGCUGCUCAGUCUACAAGGCUGGGUGUCUCAGCUGGUCUUCAGUAUGCACCAGAAUCCUGAAGUAGGUUCUAAUGCCGGUGAAGCAAUGGACCUGCUAGGGAAGUGAGAGCAAGGAGGCAAAGAGCCAACGCUUCCUACUUCUAUGUCCUUACGCAGGCUUCCAGCAGAAGGUGUGGUCCAGAUUAGAGAUAUCAAACUGCUUCCAUGACUAGAUGAAUGGAAACUCAGUGAUUUUUUUUUUUUAGCUAAGAGCCGACAAGGGGUUGUACUUGGGCUUCGUUCUUUGGAGCAUACUCUUUGCACAAGUUUUCCUGCUAUUAAAACCUGCCCUGAAGUUUUAAAAAUGAAGCAGUUGAAAAGGAAAAGGAAAAGCAAUUUUAGUGUUCAGGAAACUCAGACCCUUUUGAAAGAAAUUACCAAAAGGAAAGAAGUCAUUUUUUCCAAGCAACUCAACACAACAAUAAAUGUGAUGAAGCGAAUGGCCUGGGAGGAGAUUGCACAGUGUGUAAACGCUGUAGGAGAAGGCGAACAGAGGACGGGAACUGAGGUGAAGAGACGGUACCUCGACUGGCGUGCACUCAUGAAAAGGAAGAGAAUGAAGGCCAACAUGAAGCUGGUUGGUUCUGGGUUUCCUCUACCCACGUCUGAUUUAGACGACUCUCUCACUGAAGAGAUAGAUGAAAAAAUUGCAUUCCGAAAUGAUGCAAAUUUUGACUGGCAGAAUGUGGCGGAUUUCCGAGAUGCAGGUGGAUCCCUAACAGAGGUCAAAGUGGAAGAGGAAGAAAGGGACCCACAAAGCCCUGAGUUUGAGAUUGAGGAGGAGGAAGAAAUGCUGUCAUCUGUCAUACCAGAUUCCCGGAGGGAAAGUGAGCUCCCUGACUUCCCUCACAUUGAUGAGUUUUUCACCCUCAAUUCCACACCGUCCAGACCCGCAUAUGAUGAGCCUCAUCUGCUCAUGAAUAUAGAGAAACAGAAGCUGGAGCUGGAGAAACGCCGGCUGGAUAUUGAGGCAGAACGGCUGCAGGUGGAGAAGGAGCGUCUCCAAAUAGAGAAGGAGCGCCUGCGCCACCUGGACCUGGAGCACGAGCGCCUGCAGCUGGAGAAGGAGCGGCUGCAGAUCGAGAGAGAGAAGUGGAGGCUGCAGUUGGUUAGCGCUGAGAAACCCGCCCUAGAGAACGAUCUUGGCCAGGGGGAGAAGUCCAUACUACAGCCACAGGACGUAGAAGCGGAGAAGUUGAAACUCGAGCGAGAGCGCCUGCAGCUGGAGAAAGAUCGGCUGCAGUUUUUGAAGUUUGAGUCUGAGAAGCUGCAGAUCGAAAAGGAGCGCUUGCAGGUGGAGAAGGAGAGACUGCGAAUUCAGAAAGAAGGGCAUUUGCCUUGACUGUUCUCCAUCCUCUGCUUAGCAAAGGUUUAUGAACUGUAGCUUUCCUCAUCAGUCCAUGUAAAGGUAGUUGGUGAAUUAGCUACCCCAUCGCCACCCCUGUCUUAUGUUAGUGUUUUUAGUAGGAAAAAAGAUAGUAACACAUAGGUAGCCAUGUGGUUCAAUAGUACAUUGUAUAAACUGUGCCCACCAUAAACAAAUAGCAGAGGAUCUGCUAGACUCUUUCACAUUAGUAAUACUGCAUAGAGUCCUGUCUUAUUUGUGUGCCCGAAGUUUGCAAUAAUGUCUACAGUGAAGGUCCCACCCAGUGAUUCUCAAGUGGAGUUUGGGCUCCCAGAAGACAUUUGGGAUUGUGGGGAGAUGUUUUUUGGUGGUCAAAGUAGAUGGGUGUAGGCUUCUGCUGACAUCAGUAGAGGCUACAGGCUCUGCUAAAUACCAUGUAAUGCCUGGCUCUCCUCUUCACAGGAAAGAAUUACCCAACCCAAAGUAUCACUAGUACCAAGUUUGAGAAACCUAUCCCUGGCCUAACUGUGCACCUAUAACUGUCUUCUAAAGUUUUGGAAUAUUAAAGCUUCAGAUAUUUAUGUGCAUAGAUAUUUAAAUGGCCAAAAGCAUAUUAACUGUAAGACAUUACUGUGUAGUUUAUUGAAUAUAGGGAGUGGUGGAGGUUGUAGGUACUUUAUAUCCAUGGUGUUGUCUAUCAGUAGACUGAGACUUAGAAGCAAUCCUGGGACUAUCUGAGAUUGUAUAAAAUGAAUCACUUUGAAAGGCAGUCCCCCCCUCAAGAAUGAACACGCGAUUUGGAAAGCUUUAGUUCCCCCUUCUUUAAAUCUGUUGUUGUAGUUUGAAUAGAGAACUUGCCAUUUCAAUCAUACACUGAAAUGUUAUAUAAGAGAGUGGCAGAAGCUAGUAAAAAUCAUACCAGUGCCAAAUGGUGACAGUAGUCCAUGAUGGUGACCCAGUAAAUUGUUGAUUGAUUUUUUAUUUUAAAGUGAAGAAUAGUCAUUUGAGACUGAGAGAUGGGGCAAAUGCCCUCUGCAUCAGUAAAAUGGUGUUGAAAUGAUAGAAGUAGCUGUGUGUUAUGGUUAGGGGAAUCAUUUGCUUAACUUAAUAUCUACAAGAAUAUGAAAUGGUAACUUCUUACUUUAGAAUCUGAAGUUCAGAGAAAUCCUGCAGUAAGUAAGUGGCUGAUCUUUAUGCAGUGUCCUGACGGUAGUUUAUGACAGUAAAGUGCUUUCUCUGCACAAUGAGCUGGAAAUGGCUGCACAAGUUCACUUUGUGUUUCCUGUUUUCUAGGAUGAUAGCUUUAAUACAACACUUCUGUUGACACACUACUUUGAUUCUGUAUUUGUUCCUCAUUAAUUUAUAAAUGGCUAGAAAUCAUGUUUGAAUACGGGUAUGUAGAGGGAAAACAUACCUGUAAUUCCUUAUCCUGAUUUUGAAAUAGUGUUAUUUUUUUAUAAUUCUAUUAAAAGCUUCUACCUUAGAAAGAAAUUUGCCUGUCUGAAACUGUAUUAUUUAAGGAUACAGCAUGGGUAGAAGCCAUGUUGGAAGUGGGUUAGGGAACCUAGACUUUGCUAGACUUUGAGCUACAUACCAAACAUAUUACUUAUACU
Chionomys nivalis (European snow vole) is the source of this 3697-nucleotide messenger RNA. It is a transcript of the gene Msantd4, whose product is annotated as Myb/SANT DNA binding domain containing 4 with coiled-coils. NCBI's taxonomy places the organism in Eukaryota, Metazoa, Chordata, Mammalia, Rodentia, Cricetidae. The record is from RefSeq and is a predicted model, not a curated record. The transcript is spliced from 4 exons. Bases 1044 to 2081 code for a protein of 345 amino acids.